Messenger RNA from Daldinia vernicosa, 2121 nucleotides. RefSeq lists its product as uncharacterized. The transcript has a single exon. The record is from RefSeq and is a predicted model, not a curated record. Bases 641 to 1993 code for a protein of 450 amino acids. NCBI's taxonomy places the organism in Eukaryota, Fungi, Ascomycota, Sordariomycetes, Xylariales, Hypoxylaceae.
GUAGAUAGUCACAACGUUUAGUAGAUCUGCGGUGGGUAAAGUGUAUAUCUUAUACCUUGUCAUCGGCAGCACGCGCGAUAAGGGGGGUUAACUUUACUGGACGACUUGGACUUACUCCUAUCGUCUCUGCGGGGGAGAUUGCAUCACAUAUACCUAAUGUAUAUGCCCAGCUUGUCCUUGCAUUACUGAAAACAUCUCCUUACCUAACUGACCUACAUAUUCAACCUGAUAGGUCCCCGGAUUGUUUCCUAGUUAUUAUCUCCUAACUCGCACCACCUUAUCUUCUCUGCCGCCGCUAGUGACGCAGCCGACAACGGUCAUGAGCAACGAGCAUACUUGGUCGUCGGCAUCAAGCCCGAGAUAUCUCCUGUCUUGGGCUUUCUCGUCCAAUUUUCUCGAUUAGGUUGCUGUUGUUUUGGCUUAGCUUAGUUGGCUUAAAAUUAGCCUCGUCGUCCUAGAAUGAGAUGCGGCCGAGAACGGUAUAAGUGGCUAAGCGCCCUGUCCUACAUAUAUCUAGAUGUUCGGCUUUUUCCUCUGAACCUAGUGUUUCCGAUCUAGAAUUACGAAGUGAAUCGGAAGUCGGCUUCGAUUCAAAUCCUUUGUAUAUAAUUGCAACAUUCAAGGUACGGUAGUCUCUACGAUGUUUGGCCAGGAGGACGAGCAGGUAUGCGGGCAAACAAGCCAGGGCUAUAAGAGCUUGUGGGGGCUGAGUAGCGAUUGCGCUUCUACGACCAAGGCCUACUGGGGUAGACUCUCUUCCCAAGACCAUCUGAAAGAAUCAAUCUAUGCUGGCACGCUCGCGCUCGUGUUAUUAUCCACGAUAUUAGUAUAUAUAGUUCGGAGACAGAGACUCAACAAGCACGACACGCGCCCGUCUACGCCAACCACGCCAGGACUUGAGAAGGCGGCAUCGAGGAGAAGUAAUACUCAAGGUCGCGAAUGGGGUAAAUGGGUUCCAUCGGACUUUCGCAUGCCGAAGCCAGACCCGUAUCCAGACUGGUCGGUCGAGCACACGAAACCGCUCCCAUACAGGCCGUUUCGGUAUGGCCCCAAAUACAAUGUAACCAUGGGACUCCGAUCGGUUAAACAUGUCGAUUGGAUUGAGCUGGAUAAUCACUUCCCACGGUACCACGCGGACAAGGCACGGCGCAUCGAGGAGCGUGGCCAUAAGUGCUGUAGGACAGCGCCCGAGGCGUAUCCCGCUGCGGUAGAACUUCUUGAAGAUCUAGUUGACUACCUGCCGGCGCGAUACCCGUCGCUGUACAAGCGGACGGACGUCGGGAUUGACAACCUCUGGUCCGGCGAAAGCUUUGAUAUCGUAACGCGGCCGUUAGCAGAGGACCCGAUGCAAAUAUCAGCCCGGCUAGUACAAGACGACCUAGCGAUCAUGAUUGAGAAGCCGGAUGGGCAGUAUUAUCUUCUAGCAGGGGCAGUCUUGCUGCCAGGAUUUUGGCGACUGGAAGAUAAGUACGGUAUGGCGCUGCCGGAGAUCCACACGUCCGGGGAUGUACCGCAGUUCCGGGAGAAGCUAGAGAAGGGCAUGUUAAACUUCUUCCGACGGCUGCGGCCAGAUGAGAUGGUGGCGCGUAACAAUUACUUCCUGCAAGUGGACGACGAUCUGGGAUGGUCUUGGAGUAUCGGGUCAGAAGACGCGCCAGAGGUGAGUUGGAACACAGCGGAGAAGAAUCGCGCCGUCAAACACCAUUAUUUCCGCUCUGAAAGACAGACGCUGCGACGGCUGCCGCGGACAGGAGGCGUGGUAUUCACAAUCCGAACAUAUUUCCACCCGAUCACAGAGAUUGCCGAGGAGGAUUACGUACCGGGGCGGUUGGCGAGCGCGGUAAGGAGCUGGGGGGAUGAUGUGAGCCGGUAUAAGGGGAAGGAAAGGUACGGAGAAGUACUACUAGAGUACCUGGACAAGAAGCAUGAGGAGCAGAUAGCGAGGGGGUUGGACCUCAGUCGCGAAGAUGAGGUUCGAGCGUAUCCAUACUAAGGUCUGGUUACCGUGAAUGCCUUGGCUUUAUUUUGUUUAAGCUAAGUAUCUAACAAUGAGAAAGAAUUUGGAUUUAUCGUAAUUAGUACCUAGGUCCUAGGCAUACUUCCAAGUCAGGUUUGAAUGUG